This is a messenger RNA of Lates calcarifer (barramundi perch), 2483 nucleotides long. RefSeq names its product WD repeat-containing protein 5. The transcript has 13 exons. Lineage: Eukaryota; Metazoa; Chordata; Actinopteri; Centropomidae. The coding region runs from base 319 to 1317 and encodes 332 amino acids. The record is from RefSeq and is a predicted model, not a curated record. Gene Ontology annotation, molecular function: protein binding.
GACCUCUCACGCAUGCGCAGUAGCAGGGACGUGUUCGCCACAUUCUGGCUCUGUGGCUAUCUGGAGCCGCUAACCUCUCUGCGCUGCUGUAUCAGUCCGGCCCGUUCCAGUACCUAGUCUGUGUCUGCUCAGACCCAACUCUAGACGCGGUUCACGUUGUUAACACGGUACCGGUUCUGACCCAGAACCCGCGCUGAGUGUAAAGGCUACAGUUAGCUCGGUGUUAGCAUCGGGAGCCAGGUUAGCUUUAGCUCCGCUGCAGCACAAAUCAAAACAAACUGAAGCUAACGGCGGCUAGCAGCCAGGGAGGAGGACAACAUGGCGACAGAGGAGAAGAAACCAGAGACAGAGAACAUCAAACAGCCUUCGGCCUCGUCGGGGUCCGGCAGCAAGUCUAACCCGGCAAAACCAAACUACACAGUGAAGUUCACUUUGGCCGGACACACGAAGGCUGUUUCCUCCGUCAAGUUCAGCCCCAACGGAGAGUGGCUCGCCAGCUCCUCUGCCGACAAGCUGAUAAAGAUCUGGGGAGCGUACGAUGGAAAGUUUGAGAAAUCCAUCGUUGGACACAAACUGGGGAUCUCUGACGUCUCCUGGUCUUCAGACUCCAACCUGCUGGUCUCUGCCUCUGAUGAUAAAACACUCAAGAUCUGGGACAACAACUCUGGGAAGUGUCUGAAGACUCUGAAAGGUCACAGUAACUACGUCUUCUGCUGUAACUUCAACCCUCAGUCCAACCUGGUGGUUUCUGGAUCGUUUGAUGAGAGCGUUCGUAUCUGGGACGUGAAAACAGGAAAAUGUCUGAAGACUCUGCCGGCUCACUCUGACCCCGUCUCUGCUGUUCACUUCAACCGAGACGGCUCGCUCAUUGUCUCCAGCAGCUACGACGGACUCUGUCGGAUCUGGGACACAGCAUCAGGACAGUGUCUGAAGACUCUGAUCGACGACGACAAUCCUCCAGUGUCUUUUGUCAAGUUUUCUCCAAAUGGAAAAUACAUCCUGGCUGCUACUCUGGACAACACGUUGAAGCUGUGGGACUACAGCAAGGGAAAGUGUUUGAAGACCUACACCGGCCAUAAGAAUGAGAAGUACUGCAUCUUCGCCAACUUCUCUGUGACAGGAGGGAAGUGGAUCGUGUCAGGCUCUGAGGACAGCAUGGUUUACAUCUGGAACCUUCAGACCAAAGAGAUCGUUCAGAAACUACAAGGACACACAGACGUGGUGAUCUCCACCGCCUGUCAUCCGACAGAAAACAUCAUCGCCUCUGCCGCUCUGGAAAACGACAAAACCAUCAAACUGUGGAAGAGUGACUGUUAGACUGAAGGAGACCAGAACCAGAACCAGGACCCGGACCCAAACUGAACUGGUUUAACCGUCACACACACACAUACAGGUUUUCACUGUAAACACACAGUCUGUACGCUCACAGACCCAGAACACAGUCAGACUAGGUCCCAGAGUGUCUCAGGUCCAGACGGUUAGAAACAGGAAGUGACUCCAUGUGAUUCAUGUUUAAACAACUACAGGAAGUCCUCAGGUAGGGGGCGGAGCCUGUGUUACAUCUGACUUCCUGUUUGUUUCCUUUGUUGUGUCAGUUCAUUGCUUCCUGCUCAUUAAGAAUCAGCACUUCCUCCUCCUCCUUUCACAGUAAAAGCCUUCUGUUAGUGGAAAUCAUUUAAACUGAGAACAGGAAACAGAACUCACCUGGACUCCACCUGGAGGAACAUGUUCAUCAAAAACAGGAGGGAUAUCUGUACACUUCCUGUGCUCGUGUCAUUGAAGAAAGAAAGAAAGAACAUUUUUAUUCAGUAGAAACAGAUUCUAAUGAUCAAGAAGAUCUAGUAAAACCUGCAGGUCCAGGUCCAGGUGUUUCUCAGCAGGUACACAUCUGAAGACACCUGAGUCCUGCUGAACACAGCAGGAGAGUGUUUUAUUUAAAUCAAAGAUUCAGGAUCCAGUCUCUGAUAUUAACAAACAUCAGAAAUAAACAUUAGAGCAGGAAGGAAGAUCAGAAACACCCUGAUGACAUCAGCAGACAUGUGACUGAACAGACCAAUGAGGAUGAACCAGGAAACUGAAACACAUGGAAAAUAAGUGGAAUGACCCUUUAAAGAAAAGUAAAUCUCUGGGUUUAAAAACAUUUAAUUUCUUUCAGUAAUAAACUUUAAAAUUUAAACAGUUCAUGUUCUGAAUCAUCAGAUGAUUCGACGUCAGAUUAGUGUUGCUAGGACACAGUUUGAUUGACAGCUGGGACACGCCCACUCCUCUCUGACUCAUCAGUUGCCGUGGUAACUGUGUGUUUGUGUCUGUGCUGCGUUCACUGACUCUGUUCUGUAGGAACAUUUAACAAUACAAACUGCAGCUUCUCACCUUCAUCAUCAUCAUCACUGCUCUCAGUCCGUUUCCUGUCAGCUGACCACCAACAUCUGAACUGUUUGGAAGGAUUUUUUCAGUUAUUUGUAAAUAAAGAUUUUUGACUAUGA